Molecule: messenger RNA, 1446 nt
Organism: Cicer arietinum (chickpea)
Lineage: Eukaryota; Viridiplantae; Streptophyta; Magnoliopsida; Fabales; Fabaceae
Source: RefSeq, a predicted model, not a curated record
AUGCAGCCGCCGCCGUUGUUCGGCCCGUCGGUGGCCGACUCGGUCGGGCUUGGGCUUGAGAAAGCUCUCCUCACCACUGUAAAACCAUUCUACUUCAUCAUCUCCGAUUCUGAGACUGAUGACUCAUCUGAUACUCCCCUUCACACAACUGCUACAGAGAAAGCAAAAACCCAACCCAUCACUCCAUCAAAAUCUUCUUUCUCCUAUGAACCUUCUCAAUCAAUGCCUCCAAAUCAUAAAAGGGGACUGAUCAAUGAAAUCUUCUCCUCUCUUCCUAAACUAUCUCAACCUUCCUUUCAAUCUAAAAAACCAACACCACGUUCUAUGAAAACGAAAACCACAAUGACCAUUGCACAAUUCCUGGCUAGAAACAAACUCAAAAAUCCCCAAAGAACGAAAACGCCCCUAACUCCAGAACGUUCUCCAGUUCGUAUUCCCUCUCCUUCUCCACAACAAGAACGUUUUUCACAUCAAGAACGUUCUCCUACUCGGUCGUCCUCUCCUUCACAUCCUCAACAACAUUCUCCAAUCCCAGAAACCUCCCCAAUUCAUACAUCUUCCCCCUUACCAAAUUCAAAACGUUCUCCCAAUCUAAAACGUUCAUCUCUAUCCACAUCUGAAGCAUCUCCACCCUCCAAAAAAUCAAAACCAAACACACUUCCUCUUAUUUCACCCAAAAAUUUCAAAGACAAAUGGGCUAAACGCCCUAUUGGAAUCGAAAGAGUUUUUGUAUUUGACAAACUCAUAGUCAAUGGCAAUAAUGUCCAGCAUCAUAUUGAUGCUCUAGGUUGGACCUCUUUUCUACAAACAUCUGAGCAUUACUAUCCAGAUGUUGUCAGAGCUUUCUACUGUAAUGCCAAAACCUUCUCCGAUAAAUUGCUCAUCAUAUCCAACAUUAAGGGAAUCGAGAUAAGGUUGACUCUAGAUAUCCUAGCUUCCAUCCUCCGAUUGCCUACGGAAGGACCUUCCAUUUUUGGCAACAAGUGGUACUUGGCUCUGAACCUCAAAGAAACUGAAGUACUCUCUGACUUGUUUCAAGAAGGAUCUACUCGUUACCUCUCCACAUAUCUCAAGCCCCUUCCAAAAGUCUUCAAAAGUAUGAGCCAACAUACUCUCCUUCCUCACUCUGGAAGCCACGAGUAUGUCUCUGCAAAUGAUGCUUUGAUCAUCUAUCACCUCCUAAAUUGUAACCGUCUUAAUCUUCCUCAUGUAAUCAUUCAACACAUGAUAUGCGCUGCCACUAAAGAUUACAAGAAAAAUAUUGUUCCUUAUGGAAUGAUAUUAACUAAAAUCUUUAGGCACUUUGGCAUUCCUCUCUCCACUGAAAAAUCCCUCAUAAAAAUCUCCAAAUCUUCCACAAAAAAUCUCUCCCACAUGCGCAAAACGUUCUUUGAACAGCCUACCCCCACUAUCUCUUCUUUUCCAACUUCACUGAAGAGAAAAUGA